GGAAAUGAUCUCAGCCCAUCUAGCAAGGUCUUGUUCAUUUUCUUCUUCGGCGACAGCCGGGUCGACAAGGUCUACGUGUAGGGCAGUAGUCAGCAGGUGUGUGCCGAGACUGUUUGUGCAGGGUAGUUCCUUUAUAGUUUAAAUUUGGCCAGGGAAACUUACCGGUACCUGAUUCGUUCGUAAUUAAUUUUCUUCCUCAUCAUCCAGGAGAGACAGCAUGUUGACUCGGCUGCUUCUUUUCUUCACCGUUUGUACGGCUUUGUUGCCGCAAGCUUUCAGCAGUUCUGCUGGUGUAGGUGUUGACACUGUGGACCUGGCAACUAGCAACCCCAAAGCUGUCCAUCGCUAUGUGGUCGAGUCCAAUGGAUCUGCGUGUAUUAUAUUUCAGGCCGCUUUAGCUGUGAUUGCUCAAAGAGUGAACUUUCCGAAGGUGCCCAUGAACAUCACUAAGAUCACUGUAAACGGUUCAUGUUCCAAGACCAGCAGUGUCAUCCACUUCACUAUUCAUACCGACGAUGACGAUGAAGACCCGUCCUUUUCAGAUGCACUAUUUAGUCUAUCUCUAUCCUUCUCACUGGAUGACCAGGAGAAGUCGUGGGCCAUGACUCAAGCGGUUUUCCCAUUACCAGGCGGUCCCCCUCUGGAUUUUGACAUCUUCGGAGUCUCUGCUCCAGUUGGCCAGUCAUUUGCGUGCACAGUCUACGGGGUCAACUUGAAGGUUCCUGCAUUCGGGACUUUGUUCUUUUCCUUCAGUGACUUGCGUAUCCAAGCGUUGGGCAUAGAAAAUAGCACUUUGUCGCCAGAAGUGACGCAGUGCAGCAGUGAUCCUGCCCCUUCCCCAGUACAGCGCUACUCGGUGCGUUCUAAUAGCGGCGCUGAUUGCAUCAUCAUGCAAGCCGAUAUUCGGCUCACAAGGCACUCUACGGGAAGCUCCAUGUUCGUCGCCAACACAACGGGUGUAUGUGGCGCUACGCAAGCCAACAUGAUAUUGACGCUUGUAGAGCCUGCGUUGAAAGAGGUGUUCGGUCUUAACUUAUACUUCGAUUUGAAGGAUGAGGACUCUUGGUACCUUUCCAGAGUAUCGUUUUUGCUUUUCAAUUAUACCGGUGGUGAUGGUAGUACAGAAUAUGAAACUAACGCAACAUUUACCCCAGAAGUCUCCGCGCCACUGGGUCAGUCCUACUCGUGUGACAAUGUUCAAGUCAUGGUCGAUACCCCUUCCGGUUUACUGGAAUUUGACCUUGGCCACAUCCGUACCCAAGCUCUGGAUAUUACGAAGAACAGACUCUCUUCUGAAGUUCUGAAGUGCGGUGAUAAACCGCGUCAUCGAGUACCGCGCUACGCGGUGCGCUCUGAAAACGGAUCCGAUUGCAUCAUCCUGGAAGCGGAUAUGAAACUUCAAGCCAACUCUCACGUGAAUGUUCCUUGGGCGCAUCCUGGAAAAAACUUGCGUGCCACUGAGGUAGUGGGUGAGUGUAGCACUACACAAGCCAACAUACUAUUGACGUUUGCAGAGGAUUUCGCACUCAACUUCUUCUUUGAGUUGAAGGGCGAUGACUCUUGGUUCAUUGCCAGCGUCAUAUCUAUAGAAUCCAAUGCUACUAAUGGUACGAAUAGUACCAUUAUCGAUGCCAACAGUACGAUAUAUGAUGGAUCACUCAGCCCAGAGGUCUUCGCACCACUUGGUCACUCAUACUCUUGUGAUGACGUUGAGUUGAGAGUGAACAGCAUCUUUGGUUUGUUGGUCAUUGACCUCACUAACUUCCGUGCCCAAGCUCUAGAUAUUACCAACAACAGCUUCUCUUCCAAAGUCAAGCCUUGCCAUAAGAAGCCUCUGCCCAUUGUGACCAUUGCUGUCGGCGUUGGCAUUGCUCUGCUUCUGCUCGGCGUGCUCAUUGGUUACCUAGUUGUACGCGCUAGGUCUCAUCGCGCUGGAUACAUGGCUCUCUAGACACGAUGAUGUCAUCAGGUGGCUGUCUGCACAGGAUGAUGUCAUCACGAUGAUGAAUACGACCUACGUGUAUACCGGUCCAGUAUGCCAGCUGUCACAUCCAGCAUGCCUGUCGUCAAUCCAGUCUCCAUCGUCGUAGAGCAUGUCUUCUUUACACCGCGUGCAGCCCAGCAGCAAAGGCAGUGAAGUGAAACACCUUAGACGGUUCUGGCUGCGCCUUUUUUAUUUUUAUUUUUUUGUUUUCUUGAAAGGAUUCGAAUAUAUACAUUAAAUGUAUAUAUUCGAAUCCUUUCAAGAAAACAAAAAAAAUUGUUAGUUGAGGGAAUGGAAGAGAGAAACGUUCAUUUAUUUAUUUUCGAAUGGAGAGCCAAGGACUGUCUGUGGCUUACAGAUGUAGAUGCGGAAAGAACAAGAGAGGGUUGUGCUAUAGAUUGUGUGUGCUUUGUAACAGUGCUCUGUGCUGUAGCUACAGUCACUGCAACUCCGACCUGGCCUGGUGCCUGGUCAGCUUGAUGGUUUCUUGAAAAACUUUCUUCUUUUCGUCAGCUUUUUUCUUUUACAGUAGCUUUACAUUUUUUUGUUAUUUCCAAUUCCAGUGUUUCGUUGACUGUGGUGAGCCUGUGGUGGUGGUGUGAACACCUCCAAUCAAUUAUCACUGUUGUUCUAAGUAGAAGACGAAAUGACGCUGAACACUGA
Messenger RNA from Sycon ciliatum, 2647 nucleotides. RefSeq lists its product as uncharacterized. Gene Ontology annotation, biological process: establishment of protein localization to organelle. Gene Ontology annotation, cellular component: lysosomal membrane; plasma membrane; late endosome membrane. Bases 218 to 1951 code for a protein of 577 amino acids. NCBI's taxonomy places the organism in Eukaryota, Metazoa, Porifera, Calcarea, Leucosolenida, Sycettidae. The transcript has 11 exons. The record is from RefSeq and is a predicted model, not a curated record.